CCCGACUACCAACACCGCCGCCGCUACCACCAUCAGCAUUCAGCAGGCACAGUGCGAGCCGGCGGCGGUGGCGGCAUGGGGGCGCCGAGCAGCCGCGCGGUGGCCUUGGGCGCGGCCUUCCUGCUGCUCCUCGUCGCGCUGCCCUCCACCUUCCUCUACCUCACCUCCGCCGCCACCCCCGCCGCCUCCCGCGCCGCGCUCCUCAACCUCAAGCCCUUCUCCGCGCGGUGCCCGCCCGCCGCGGCCCCGCCGCUCCGCGUCUUCAUGUACGACCUGCCCCCGCGCUUCCACGUCGCCAUGAUGGCGGCCGACGGCCCCAACGCCACUGCGGCGGGGCCGUUCCCCGCGUGGCCGCCGUCGGCGGGCGGGAUCAGGCGGCAGCACAGCGUGGAGUACUGGAUGAUGGCGUCGCUGCAGGACGGGGGAGGCGGAGGGGGAGCGGGAUCGGAGAGGAGGGAGGCGGUCAGGGUGCGGGAUCCCGACGCCGCCGAGGCCUUCUUCGUGCCCUUCUUCUCCUCGCUCAGCUUCAACGUGCACGGCCGCAACAUGACCGACCCCGACACCGAGGCCGACCGCCUCCUGCAGGUUGAACUUAUGGACAUUCUAUGGAAGUCUAAAUAUUGGCAACGAUCUGCAGGCCGUGACCACGUGAUUCCCAUGCAUCACCCUAAUGCUUUCAGAUUCCUGCGAAACAUGGUGAAUGCAUCUAUUCUUAUAGUUGCAGACUUUGGGAGAUACACAAAGGAACUGGCUUCCUUGAGGAAAGAUGUUGUGGCACCAUAUGUGCAUGUUGUGGGUUCCUUUAUUGAUGAUGAUCCACCUGAUCCAUUUGAGGCUCGUCAUACACUGCUUUUCUUUCGAGGCCGUACUGUCAGGAAAGAUGUAUGGAACUGAUUUAUGAUAGUAAUAAACUCCCUCUGGGCCCUGGCCUUCCUCUAAUUUGCUA
This is a messenger RNA of Panicum virgatum (switchgrass), 946 nucleotides long. Its product is annotated as probable arabinosyltransferase ARAD1. Gene Ontology annotation, molecular function: glycosyltransferase activity. Lineage: Eukaryota; Viridiplantae; Streptophyta; Magnoliopsida; Poales; Poaceae. The coding region runs from base 76 to 894 and encodes 272 amino acids. The record is from RefSeq and is a predicted model, not a curated record. The transcript is spliced from 2 exons.